This is a messenger RNA of Nakaseomyces glabratus, 1935 nucleotides long. RefSeq names its product fimbrin (gene SAC6). The record is from RefSeq and is a predicted model, not a curated record. Gene Ontology annotation, cellular component: actin filament; actin filament bundle; cytoplasm. Gene Ontology annotation, molecular function: calcium ion binding; actin filament binding. Lineage: Eukaryota; Fungi; Ascomycota; Saccharomycetes; Saccharomycetales; Saccharomycetaceae. Gene Ontology annotation, biological process: actin filament bundle assembly; actin filament network formation.
AUGAAUAUUGUCAGAUUGCAAAGAAAGUUCCCUGAUUUGACUCAGGAAGAUAUGUUUGCCACCAUCGAGAAGUUCAGGGCUAUUGAUCUGGAUGACAAGGGGUGGGUGGAGAAACAACAAGUGCUAGAGGCAGUUGCAAAGGAUGGUGAGGCUACCUAUGACGAAGCUAGAGAAACUUUGAAGCAUGUGAAUGUUGACGCUUCAGGGCACGUUGAAUUGGAGGACUAUGUUGAACUGAUUGCCAAGCUAAAGGAAUCGAAAACAGCUGCUCCUCCACAAACCAGCUUCAACGUAGAUACGGUAGAAACUUCUGCACCAACUGCUGGCUUAGGUAAUAGUGGACUACAACAUAAGGGAUCUGCAGCCCACGGCAGGAUCAUUGUUGGUGGUUCUACUACUGGUACCACCCAUACCAUUAAUGAAGAAGAAAGGCGUGAAUUUACAAAGCAUAUCAAUAGUGUCCUUGCUGGUGACGCUGAUAUUGGCCACUUAUUGCCCUUCCCAACCGAUACAUUCCAAUUAUUUGAUGAAUGUAGAGAUGGUCUAGUACUAUCCAAGUUGAUUAAUGAUUCUGUUCCAGAUACUAUCGAUACCAGAGUCUUAAAUUGGCCAAAAGCAGGAAAAAAACUAAACAAUUUCCAAGCCAGUGAAAAUGCAAAUAUCGUCAUCAAUUCCGCUAAAGCUAUCGGCUGCGUUGUUGUUAAUGUUCAUUCAGAGGAUAUUAUCGAUGGUAAGGAGCAUUUGAUUCUAGGCCUUAUCUGGCAAAUUAUAAGAAGAGGUUUGUUAAGUAAAAUUGACAUCAAACUUCACCCAGAACUAUAUAGACUACUGGAAGAAGAUGAGACUUUGGAACAAUUCCUAAGAUUACCUCCAGAGCAAAUUCUAUUACGUUGGUUCAACUACCAUUUGAAACAGGCUAAUUGGGAAAGAAGGGUAUCCAACUUUUCGCAAGAUGUUUCUGAUGGUCAAAACUAUACCGUCUUAUUGAACCAAUUGGCCCCAGAGUUAUGCUCAAGAGCUCCUUUGCAAACUAACGAUCUGCUACAGAGAGCUGAACAAGUUUUAGAUAACGCCGAUAAGCUAGGCUGUAGAAAGUAUUUGACACCAAGUUCAUUGGUUGCCGGUAACCCUAAGCUAAAUCUGGCCUUUGUUGCACAUUUGUUUAACACUCAUCCAGGGUUAGAUCCUAUUGAAGAAACUGAGGCUCCAGAAAUUGAGGAUUUUGAUGCUGAAGGAGAAAGAGAGGCCAGAGUAUUCACUCUUUGGUUGAACUCCUUAGAUGUUGAUCCACCAGUUGUUUCAUUAUUUGAAGAUUUGAAAGAUGGUCUGGUCCUAUUACAGGCCUAUGAUAUGGUUAUGCCUGGAUCCGUCGAUAAAAAGCACAUAAACCAAAGACCUGCGAAUGGCAGCGAGCUAUCAAGAUUCAAGGCACUAGAAAACACAAACUAUGCAGUUGAAUUAGGGAAAGCUAAAGGAUUUUCACUGGUUGGUAUUGAGGGUGCUGACAUUGUCGAUGGUUCUAAACUAUUAACUUUAGGUUUGGUCUGGCAAUUAAUGCGUAGAAAUAUUGUCAACACUAUGCAAACAUUAUCAUCAAGCGGUAAAGAUAUUAGUGACAGUGAAAUACUAAAAUGGGCCAAGGAACAAGUGGCCAAAGGUGGUAAGUCUUCUGAUGUUAGAUCUUUCAAAGACGAUUCCCUAUCAAAUGCUCACUUCCUAUUGGAUGUAUUAAAUGGUAUUGCACCAGGUUAUGUGAACUACGAUCUUGUUGCACCUGGAAAUAGUGAUGAGGAGAAGUAUGCAAAUGCCAGACUUGCCAUUUCUAUUGCUAGAAAAUUGGGUGCUCUAAUCUGGCUGGUACCUGAAGAUAUAAACGAAGUUCGUUCAAGAUUGAUCCUGACUUUCAUUGCCUCUCUAAUGGCAUUGAAAAGAUAA